This is a messenger RNA of Protopterus annectens (West African lungfish), 4715 nucleotides long. RefSeq names its product transforming growth factor beta receptor type 3-like. The transcript has 14 exons. The coding region runs from base 106 to 2175 and encodes 689 amino acids. NCBI's taxonomy places the organism in Eukaryota, Metazoa, Chordata, Ceratodontiformes, Protopteridae. The record is from RefSeq and is a predicted model, not a curated record.
GAAGAAUCCAGACUUUGUCAGCUGUCUGAGAGUAAUACAGAAAUAAUUAUCAGAGAGCAUGCUCUACCAAAAGAUACAGAGCAGCUGCUGAGUUGGGCUGAAACAAUGUUUGGUGCCGUCACAACACUUGUUCAGUAUUCAUUGGUCAAUAAUGUUUACCUAACCCUAGGGGAAGAUUCCUUGGCGCCAAGCACUUGCACACUCCAGGAGAACUUUCUGUCUGAAAAAUACUUGGCAUCAGAGCUGAAGCCAUAUUCUUUGCAGGGAUGCAUCAAUCAUAACCAACAACUUAUCCCUGAUGUUCAUGUGAUCUGCUUGCAAGAAGGUACCUUCAAUCCAUAUAGUGUUUUGCAGACUCAGAUCAUUAUAGAAAUACAAUCACAGCAGACUAAUCACACCAUCCAGUGUCAUCUAAUCCUCAUCCUACAGAAUAAGAAGCCUAUCAGCUGUGUGGUGCGAUCACACAAUGCCCAUGGUCAGCUGACUGUGCAUGCAUCAGAUAGUAUUACAAUCACUGUUAACACAGAGCCAUCCUUGAUAGUGAAGAAGAUGUCUUUGCCCAACUUGAGCACAUCCAAGGAUCUACACAGCUGGACCCAACAGCAUCGGCUUCCUUCCGUGACAUCCUACACAGAGGCUAAGCUUGCUAAUAGAUUACGUAUUAUCAUCAGAGACAAUGGUGGGACUGAACCAAAGGCUCCUAGUUACUCUUGUUCCACAGAUAAAGACAUUCAGCCAGCAAAUGAUCCCAAGGAAGCCUGGUCACAGCUCACCUUAGAAAGUGGGAAGGAAGCAACAUUAAAACAGAACGGCAUCAAUCAGACUUUGGAAAUUGUGAAGGAAAGACUGACUUUCAUGAAGAAAGUUGUCCGUAUGAUGGGACGGAAUCACACAGCCAUUACAGUGACAUGUCUGCCCCAAAAAAUGGUGGUUGAAAUCAGCAAAGAUACACUGCAGAUGCUGGGUACCUUGCCUUCUAAAAUUACCCUGAGAGACCAGUCAUGUACGGCAACAUCAAACAGCACUCACUUCCUGCUUGAAACACCACUCAAUUCCUGUGGAACUGUAACAGCAACUGACCCACUGGGUGAAGGAUUUGAUAUCCUGUAUCAAAAUUCUGUGUUACUAUGGCAACAGUCUCCCAUUGCCCAAGCCAAACAGGAUGAUUUUAAUGAAACACUUUCCACACAGCAGAAGGCAGAGGAUGGGCCAAGAAUUCUUAAUUUUAGCUGUGUGUAUCCUACAUUUGAACCACCAACUGCAAGUCUGGAGGAUAAACCGAAUGAAGAAGAAGUAGAAGCUGUGAAUUUUCCUGUAUUCCUGAGUAAUGCUCUCUUUCGCCUUGAUCUGUAUAACUCAGAGCUUUUCACUCAACGUCAACAUGGCGCCUAUAAAGUUGUAGUUAAUAGCCAUGUGUUUGUAGAGGUCACAAUGACACUCAGGAGUGCAAAGCUGAGCUUCACAAUCUUAAAGUGUUAUCACUCACCAGCCUCAGACCCUGAGCAGCACACAGGCCAUGCUCUGAUCGAGAAGGCAUGCCCAUUGGAUGAAUCAGUCACAUUCUAUGCCACCCAUCAUAGAGGCCUGCCUAUUAAUCCAACCUCUCAAGAGCAUCAGAGAUUCAGUUUCCUACUCAGGCCAUUGUACAAUGAUUCCAUUCAGUUUCUGCACUGCAAACUCACCAUGUGCCACAAAGGUAUCCAAAGGAACAAGAAUUCUCCAAGCAUUCCAGAGUGUGUCCCUCUGGAUGAAGUGUGUACUGGCAGUAGCUCUAACCAAGAGUUGGCAGUGGGAAUCUUCAGUCGAACAGUCUCAAAGCCCAUGAUUGUCCUGAUAGAUACUGAGCUCGGAUUUUCAGACAAUCACAAAGCACCACCUGAAGCUGAAGGAGGCAGUACCGAUGCAUCCUCUGACACCAGUGUGAUGUCCCGUUUUGGCCUGCUGCAGCCACAUGCUGACCAGGGAAUACCUCUUCCUGGAGUCACGGGAAUUGCAUUUGCUGCAUUCUUAAUUGGUAUAAUUUUGACUGGAGCCAUGUGGUUUAUAUAUUAUCAGACAGAUGCAGCUAAAAUGGUGCGACAUGUCCCUGUGCAGUCAGUUGGAUCAGAAAGCAGAGAAAUGGCAGUAAGCAGCUCCCCAUUAACUCCAAUGGAGUAUGCAACAACCAUGAUCUAGUGUUCUGUGAUUCAUGCAUGCUCAGUCAUUGUUACCAGGAAAACAGAUUAUUGUGGAAUAAUAGAAAGAUUACUGCUGCAUCUCUGAGAAAUGUGAAUAGUACUGCAGUAACUGUUUUGAUGUUUGGACUGUACUACAGUGACAAAACUUGGAUCUGAAGAAAUCUACACAACUAGCUGGGGUUCAGUAUAGUGUAUCUUAUUGUGGACUACUUAGCAGUUUUCACUGUUGAUUGCUUACAGAUGAUGAUUUUGCAUGUGUAGUGAAAUACAUCAGAAUGUGUGGAAUUUGCCCUUCCUGUUUUUAAAAUCACACUUAAGCCUCUGCCAUAUCAGUAGACCGAUAAACCACUCAGUGUUCAUGACCAGUACAUUAAUCAAAGUACAAGGAUUUCUCUUUAUAUUGCUCCGUUUUGAAAUCAUCUUCCAUUUGUGCUUCCCUGUUCAACGCUUAUACAUGUAUACUACUUUAUUUCCUUGUUUUCCUUGGGUUCUAAUAGUACGUUCUACAAGACAAACAUCACAAGAUGUCCUCCAUGCCUGCAAGCCCACAUUGUUUCCUAAUGAUCUCUAGCAAAAACUUGAUCACAAAAAUGUGCUUUCUGACCAAGAAUUUUAAUCUUAUUUAUUAUGUAAAACAUAAACGUAAAAAAGUUAAGAAGUAUUACAUUGUAUGCAGAGCUAGUAAAAAAAUGUGUGCUUUGUUUACAAGCAAAGGUAGUAACAUACCAAGAAAGGAGUCCCUUCCCUCAUGUAAUAAGGAAUUACAGUAGCUUUUUAGGCCUAUAUUUGCCUUCAUGGGUAAACAGCUGCAUACUCUGCAACUUUAAUAACUGUGAUUUCCAUAGAACCUCCCCCCCCCCCCCCCAUGGUAAAAGCAGCAGAGGAGUGCCCAUUCUCAAGCCCCAUGAACAUACUUCUUAAUUAUUGGACCUUCCACAUGACAGCAUGAGUCUACCAUCUGUUAGGCAGCCUUUUAUAGAGUUAUCAACCUUCUUAUCUGCAUGGAUUGUGUAGGUGUUGUAAGAAUGAAUAUGAGACCAUGUAUUACUCAGUGCUCUGUACACCCUCAUGCUCCUUGUCCAUCUAGUUAUGAUAAUCCCAACCAAUCAAAUUGGGACGGCAAGCACAUUGCUAACAGAGUCCUUGUGCAUGCAUGCAAUUAUGCAAGAAAGGCAAUCCAAGGCAGGUGGACGAAGCUUGGUUAAACACAAGUCAAACAAUCCAAGUAACAGAAUAACCAGUCAACACGGUUGAAUCCAAUGAAGUAGCAGUUCCAAAGUUUAAUUAAGCAGCAUAAAGGUUAAAUAAAACAGCAUAAAAACAUCCAAGAAAAAGACAAGCCCUUUCACACCUAUCCAGGUGCUUCUUCAGAUCUAAAAUGCUGCUUAAAUAUGUGCAGUUUCAGAUCUACCUCUUAAGGUCAUAUGACCUAAGCAGUGGUCUUAAAGGAACAUAGUAAUUUAGACCCUUCCCUCUGUCACUUUCUAAUUCUAAAAUCCAUUUAGUUUCAAUGCAUUCUGUUUUAGUGCUGACAUCACCACCUCUAAUGCAGACAUUAAAAGGUUGUAGCACAAUAAAUUUAAACCUAUGGGUACUUCCAGCGACUAAAAUAUGUUUUGACAGUGCAUUUGUUUUUAUCUUUUCUAGACACAUCAUAAAUGUGUUCACGUACAUGGUUUUUCAAAGCUCUGUUAGUUUUACCAACAUAAAAGCUUUAACAAACAGUGCAGCUAGCUAAAUAAACAAGAUUACAGCUGUUACAAUCUGCAAAGAAAUUGAAUUUAUAAACCUGCUGACUCUCAGGAUGCUCAAAUCAGUCAGUAGUUUCAAUAAACUGACACAUAUUACAGUCUCUACAAGGAUUAGUUCCUGUUUUAUUAGUAAUCCUUGAUUUCUUCUGAAUAGGUUUAAAACACAGCAUUUUUCCUGAAAGAAGUAUUGUUCUUAAAACAAAACUUAGGAACCUCACAUAAAAUAGUUUUGUUACUAUCAUCACAUGUAAGGACAUGCCAGUGUUUUUUUAAUAAUUUCACAGACAGAGCUAAUAUCAUUUGAGAAGGUAAUGCUCAUUCUCAGUGCGUCUCCUUGUGACACCCUAGAACUCUUAGCCUCUGGGUCUUGAUAAGAGAAAUAUGGUAUGGCCUGGACAUUCCUAUUAGAUAGAACCCCUUGUUACGCUACAUCUAUUUCAUGCUGUCGGUAGCCUCUAUUAGUAAAAUCAUUUGCCAGCUCAUCAGAAGCAGAUAUCAUACAUUCAUCAUCUGCAUUGAGGCUGGCAUACCUAUACAACUAUCCUUUCAAAAUAUUCCUGGGAAUAUGUUGUGGGUGCAUACACUGCCAAUGUAAAAUACUGCAUUUUUACAAGAUUUUUUGUAAACUUGAGUGUCUAAACCAUUCAGUUUCUUGGUGAUUUUAACAUCUAAAAACUCAAUAUUCUCAGCAGAGAACUUGGCUUAGCUCUGUUUUUUCUGUAGAUGGCCCACCUUUGUUGAGAGGGAUAACUGUUGCUGUUCUACAUUCAUGAGGCAUAAAGCCUGU